CCCAUAUCUCACUCUAGCUCUCGUCACUGCGACCUUCUCACUACUCUCUCUCUCUAUCGCUCGCUGGGGUUCAGGCUAGGGAUUGGUUUCUCCGGAGCUUCCAACCUGAAUCAAAGCUAUAUGGUAUCUCUUCCUUUGUAGCUUUCCAUAAUUUAAUCAUUCUUAAUAUUUCCACUGCAUUCACCAGCUACUUUACUUUAAUUUCUACUGCGUUUUGGUUGAUGCAAGCCGUGAAUUUUCAUUUCAGCAACUCUUUUAGCAGUUGAUCAAUGUCAAUGAUUGAGGAUAGUAUCCAGAAAUCCACAAUCUUCAACUAUAGGAUUGAAUUAUAAGUUCUCAAUCUAGAGUUGAAUUGAACAUGGAAACGAAUUCCUUGCUUCUGAGAUAUUUUUCUGCGAAACCUAAUUCAGAGUAUGUUGCAUUGAGCUCGUUGCCCUGUCUGACUACUCCUCUUAGAAAUAGGCAGAGGAAAAUUCUUACUAUCAGAGCCAAUUCAUCAUCUGCUGAUGCGGAUCAUAAUCUUCAGAGUGAAUCGAAGAGCCUCCUUUCGCUGGCUCUGGAUGUUCCUAGGGCAAUUUGGAAGCAAACUCUGAGGCCUUUGAGUGAUUUCGGUUUUGGGGGGAAAAGUGUGUGGGAGGGUGGAGUUGGCUUGUUCCUCAUUUCCGGGGCGUUUUUGUUGGCAUUUAGCUUGGCUUGGUUGAGGGGGUUUCAGUUGAGAUCAAAGUUUAACAAGUACUUGGCUGUUUUCGAGUUCGAUCAGGCUUCCGGCAUUUGUACCGGAACGCCUGUGAGGAUUAGAGGGGUUAAUGUUGGCAAUGUGGUUCGUGUGAACCCCUCGUUGAGGAAUAUCGAGGCUAUAGUUGAGAUUGAAGAUGAUAAAGUAAUAAUACCAAGGAACUCGGUGGUUGAAGUCAAUCAAUCCGGUCUUCUUAUGGAAACACUCAUUGAUAUCACACCACAAGACCCCAUUCCGGUGCCAUCGGUUGGGCCUCUUCAUGCUGGUUGUGUCAAAGAGGGUCUAAUUGUGUGCGACAGGCAAAAGUUGAAGGGGCGCCAGGGGGUGAGCUUGGAUGCAUUGGUUGGAAUAUUUACUCGCAUUGGGCGUGAAGUUGAAGGGAUAGGUGUGGCAAAUACCUAUUCCUUGGCUGAGCAGAUUGCGGCUGUUGUUGAAGAGGCGAGGCCUUUACUUACAAAGAUUCAAGCUCUAGCUGAAGAUGUAGAACCUUUACUGGCUGAAGUUCAUGAUAGUGGUUUGCUGAAAGAAGCCAAGAAUUUAACCAAAAGCCUUACACGAGCUUCUGAGGAUCUGAGAAAGGUCCAAUCAUCAAUAUUAACUCCAGAGAACACAGAACUAAUUCAGAAGUCUAUCUACACUCUCAUUUUCACACUGAAGAACAUUGAGAACAUAAGCUCUGAUAUAUUGGGAUUUACCGGGGAUGAAGCCACAAGAAAGAACUUGAAACUGCUAAUUAAGUCUCUCAGCCGGCUACUAUGAAGAAUAUGCAAAAAAAAGUCUAUACAUUGAAAGUAGAGGUGGGACUUAAUUUUGGGAAGAUGUUUUUGGAUCGUGUAUGAUGAAGCUACUCUGUUUCGGGCAUUGAAAGGUCUCGUUGAAGGAGCUAAAUUGGUGCAUUCCUUAUACUGUGUUAAUCAUAUGAUCGAUGUUUCCAUGUGUUCUUUCACGAUCGAUGUUUGCUCUUGGAUGAGAUUUACAGCAUUCUCUCUCUCAGAUUGGUGAUCCAACCAUUGUUUUACACUCUUAGAUCAGAUGUUUUGUUUUUUAGAUUACAAGAAAUACAAAUAAUGGUUACAACUCAAUUCUGCAUUGUUCAUUUGUUCUAGCUCAGAUCUAAUGAAUACAUCAUUUUGAUA
Messenger RNA from Salvia splendens (bonfire salvia), 1872 nucleotides. RefSeq names its product protein TRIGALACTOSYLDIACYLGLYCEROL 2, chloroplastic. NCBI's taxonomy places the organism in Eukaryota, Viridiplantae, Streptophyta, Magnoliopsida, Lamiales, Lamiaceae. The record is from RefSeq and is a predicted model, not a curated record. Bases 359 to 1495 code for a protein of 378 amino acids. Gene Ontology annotation, cellular component: chloroplast inner membrane. The transcript has 5 exons. Gene Ontology annotation, molecular function: phospholipid binding; lipid carrier activity.